Molecule: messenger RNA, 345 nt
Organism: Dovyalis caffra
Lineage: Eukaryota; Viridiplantae; Streptophyta; Magnoliopsida; Malpighiales; Salicaceae
Source: the annotation of a GenBank genome assembly
AUGUCGAAAAACUUGAUGGUUUUUGGGCUUACCUUGAUGGUGGUAUGUGCAUGUUUUGCACCAAUUGUUGCUGGGGAUGAACCUCCUACUAUUGGCUAUGGAGCUAUAGGAAAAGGUGGCAUUCCUGGAUGCAGUCCAAAAAAUCCCAACGCAAAGGCAUGUAACAAUGUACCUGCGAAUCCAUAUGAUAGAGGUUGUGAAAAGGAGAAUCGCUGUCGAAAUGGGAGAAAGUUACUCGGAGAAGACACAAAAAACCCAAAUUCACCCACACUGCAACAGCGUGUGUUAAGGCGAACCAGAGAAAUAAUUGAAUGGUGCGUUAUUAUAGGCAAAGCUUAUGUAUAA